CACAUCCCGUUAUUAAUAAUUGAAAGCAACUUAUUUUUCAUUAAAACCUGCAUAUUACUUUACAUAUGUUGUUGUGUCUUUAGCUAAGAAUGAAGAAGUUCUUCGAGGACAUCAAGAAGGAUGUAAAAUUCAAGACGGCAGGGCCAGGAAAGAAACUUACAGAAGAGUCAAGCCCCAAAUAUCAGGCCCCACAGGCUGCUCAUUCAGCGCCCAGAAACGCACCCACCGAGGGAGCGCAGAGGGCGGGGGCUGCCGCCCUGGCCAGGAUGGAGCAACAGCACCGGCCGAAAGUGCAAACAUCACAGGAUGUAAUAAGGAACCAAGUAAGGCGGGAGCUUGAAGCAGAGGCAGCUGCCACAGCGGCUGGUCAAAAGGAUGCAGAUGUCAAGGGCACCAGUGUUCCACAGAAGGACCCGUCUUGUUUCUCCGUGUCAGGAGUGUAUUUCAUCUGUCCUCUCACUGGAAAAACCUUAACAAAGAGCGAGAGAGAGUCACACAUCAAGGAGGCCAUUCUGAUGCGGUUUUCAGAGGAUGCAAUGGAGGCCUCCAUUAUGAUGGUUCACACUUUUAAUAAAGAGAGAGAGAAAGUAAAGGCUGCCAUGGACAUCAUCUGCAAGUACAUUGAUAACAUUUGUAAGAAUCCAACUGAGGAAAAGUAUCGGAAGCUCAAAGUCAGCAACAAAGUGUUUCAGGAGAAGGUUAGCGGAAUUGACGGAACUCGGGAGUACCUGCAGGCCUUGGGGUUUGAGAGUACCAUGCUGCCAGUAGAUGGUGAAGAAAGGACAGAGGAGUACUUGGUAUUGCCGCAGCAGGAAUCCGAGGCUCUGGAGGUUCUGAAGGUUCAUUUGGCGUGUCUGCAGAAUGGGGAGCCAAUCAGAGCAAAGCUGGACCGUCAGCCACAGGUCUUCAGACCCUCUCAGCAUGCAACUCACUUUGAGCUGCCCCCCGACUUCUUCAAUCUGACCACAGAGGAACUGAAGAAAGAACAGCAAAUUAAGAGUGAAAUGGUGGAGAGAAACGCAAUGCUGCGAACAAAAGCCAUGCGAGAGAAAGACGAGCAGAGAGAGAGAAGAAAAUACAACUACGCCCUUCUGAGAGUGCGGUUACCAGAUGGAAAUAUACUCCAGGGCACAUUCCUGGCAUGGGAGAGGGUGGCAGCAGUGUACCAGUUUGUGCGUGAUUCACUGGAGAAUGGCUGGCAGCCCUUUGAGCUGGUUGCACCUGGUGGACAAAAGCUGAAAGAUGAUAAUGAGGUAGCCCUGAAUGAGUUUAGCCUGGCUCCAGCAGCUCUGUUGACCUUCUUGUGGGACGCUGCUGUGCAGACUGAUAUUGCUGCUGCAGGAGGAAACACUAUGGUUUUGCUUAAACCAGCACUAUUAGAGAACAUUAAGAUCUUGAGCUGAAUAGUUAGUGUUGCGAUCCCUGCCUGCAUUCUCUUGCCACUCUUAACGAGUUCCUCUCCCAUUGUCUACCCACCCAUUUCUAGAGAUCCCAACACUGUUUCACAAGAUGAGCCUGAUGCAUUGGUUGCAUCCACAGCAUAAAUUAGGUGGAUUUAAAUGGUGCUAUAAAACUGCAGGAUCAGAAACAUCCAAGUAUUUUUUAUUUGAUGUGGGUAAAUCAGUGGUGUUAUUGGGAGUGCUAGCUAGCGCAGUGUUCAAAUUAUUAGUCAUCCUAUGAUAAUGCUUUGUUGUUUCAUGACUGGCUGCCUUACAGGAGGUCAAGACUGGAAAUGCUCAGUUUCUGUCUCCAAUGAAUUGGCAUGCGUUCAAAUGUGAAACCGUUGUAUUGUAGCAAUUUAACUUUAACUACUGCUGAGGGGACAAAAAAAAAGUAAUGUCCCAUAAAAUCGACAACAGAAGCACUGUGUUUGAAAUUAAUCUAACAUGAGCACUACCAAUUGUCUUCUGUAUUGUAUUAUGAAUCUUUGUUUUCUGCUUAGAGAUGAACGUACACGAAUGUUAUGCCAAUUAAGUUGGACAAAAGCUCCAAUAAAUGUCCACUUUUUCAACUGUUACAAUACCAAUUAAUUGGCCUGUAAAGUUAACACAAAAUAUAAUGGCCACAGAUUUGGAUGUCUAAUAACUAGUUUGUCAAGUGUUCCUUUAUUACACUGUGCUAUAUUGUUAAAAAUUGCUGUAUUUUACAUUCAGAAUUGUAGUUCCAAAUGUUGUAUUUUGUUGGUUUUGACAUAAUGUAUGAAAUAAAAAGCAUUGUCAGAUGAAAUGAAAUCACAACAAAACAGCUUCAGCU
Xyrauchen texanus (razorback sucker) is the source of this 2253-nucleotide messenger RNA. RefSeq names its product UBX domain-containing protein 6-like. NCBI's taxonomy places the organism in Eukaryota, Metazoa, Chordata, Actinopteri, Cypriniformes, Catostomidae. The transcript is spliced from 11 exons. Gene Ontology annotation, molecular function: protein binding. Gene Ontology annotation, cellular component: cytoplasm. Bases 90 to 1403 code for a protein of 437 amino acids. The record is from RefSeq and is a predicted model, not a curated record.